Molecule: messenger RNA, 1486 nt
Organism: Gymnogyps californianus (California condor)
Lineage: Eukaryota; Metazoa; Chordata; Aves; Accipitriformes; Cathartidae
Gene: SPATA2L
Product: spermatogenesis associated 2 like
Exons: 2
Coding region: 1-1230 (409 amino acids)
Cellular component (GO): cytoplasm
Source: RefSeq, a predicted model, not a curated record
AUGUGCGCGGGCUCGGCGCUGCGGCAGGAGUACCGGCAGGAGUACCGGCAGGAGUACCGACGCUGCCUGGAGCGGGAGUUCCGUCGGGGCCGCGCCGGAGCCUGCUCCGACCCCUCCUUCGGGGAGCGGCUGCGGCAGCGGCUGCGAUCGGAGCCGGUGCUGCUGGGGGCCCUGCAGGAGGACGCCCCCGCCUUGCUGGCCCACGGGCUGCGGGGCCGCCCCGACCCGGGACCGGCGCUACGGGGCCUGGCCAGCGCCUUCCGGCUGCUGGAGCUGGCGGCCGUCAACCUCUACCUCUUCCCCUGGCGCAAGGAGUUCGGCACCGUCCAGACUUUCUCCGGCGCUUACGUGCACUUGCUGCGCCCGGCGCUCCCCGAAGCCGAUUUGAUGCGGAGCUUCGGCCGGUUGGGCUACGAACGGCGUGACCGGCACCGCCUGGAAGUCUCCCGGCCGCCCCCCGGGCCCGAGCUGGUCGCCGUUGCCUGUGGCUUCUUCGCCUGCCGGCUGGAGUGCGAGAUCCUGGCGGAGGUGGUGCUGCGGCUGCGGCCCCGCCGGCUGCGCGCCGAGGACCUGCUGGAGGCACGCCGGCUGGCCGGGGACGUGGAGGCCUGCGUGGAGAUGCUGCAGCAGCUGGGGACGCGGCGCGAGGCGGCUGCCGACUGCGGCGACGGCGUGGAUCUCUACCGGGAGAUGUCGGCCGGCCCCGAGGACACCGGGGGAGAGGACGCAGCCCCCUCAGCGCUGUGGAGGGACCCUGGCAGCCCGCGGGGCGCUCAGGACGUGCCCGGCGGGGGCUGGGACCGCCGCGGAGACGGCGAGCGCGGGCAGGAGCCGGUGCCCUCCACGGGCAACCCCAACCCGGACACCUCCUCCUCUCAUCUCUUCCUGGAGCAGGAGCUCGGCGGAGCCGGCAGCUCGCUCUCCGCCCUGGCCGCGGGGAGCAGAAACCCCCAGGUGCCGGGGGAGCCCCCAGAUUCACCCCCCUCAGCCCCCCAGGAAGCCCCCGAGCUGCCGUGCUACCAGCUACACUCCUGCCUGCGCCGGGGCACGCUGCCCUCCUAUUGCUGCACCACCUGCCAGCAGCUCCACGCCGGCGCCUGCGCGGCCGGGCAGGCUUGCCGCACCCGCCACCGCGGGCAGGAGCUGCGCAGCGAGAGGCAGCAACGGCUGUGGCUGCAGCGGACAGAGGUGGACAUGCUGCUGGCCGACAGCUCCGGCCCCUGGUCCUAACACCCUUUGGGGUGCUGCCGCUGGCUGCCUCCGUUCCCCCCGCGGCUGGAAGGGGAUGGGGACAGCCACCGUUCAGCCCGAGGGACACCGAACUCACCCCGCCGGGAGGUAGCGGUGCCUGUGCCGUGCUCUGCUUCACCCCCACCCCGAUCCCGGGGCGGUAGGAGCCUGCCGGGCUCCGGGAGGAUGUGCCCCUGCUCCAGCUCCGGCGUUCCCGCUGUAAACGGCUCGGUGCAUCUCAGUAAAGCGCGGAUGC